Messenger RNA from Guyanagaster necrorhizus, 1141 nucleotides. Its product is annotated as alpha/beta-hydrolase. The transcript is spliced from 7 exons. Lineage: Eukaryota; Fungi; Basidiomycota; Agaricomycetes; Agaricales; Physalacriaceae. The record is from RefSeq and is a predicted model, not a curated record. Bases 40 to 1008 code for a protein of 322 amino acids.
ACCUGAUGGCGAUACCUGUUACUUCUGUUCCUCACUACGAUGUACGUGGACCAAUAUAUCGUGGAGACGCGAUACUCUCGCCCUCUCAAAUGCACGGUCAAACGGUACCGGCAGGAUGUCAACGAACGGCCUGGCUUCAUUCUCAUCUUUGCUCAUGGAACGGGAUUUCAUAAGGAGCAUUGGGAGGUGACAAUUCGAAGGAUCUUUUCUUUAGAUACUCUGCAUUUGAUACGCGAAGCUUGGGCGGUCGACGCGCAGACACACGGAGACGCAGCUGCUUUGAAUGCAGAGGCAAUGGAAGAUCCAGAUUUCAAGUACUCCGUCUGGGACUAUGCUGAAGCCUGCGCCAACGUAUACAAGGCCCAACUCGCGAAUAGGAUCCAGAAAGGCGGAUACAAGGUCAUCCUCGUCGGACACUCAGCUGGAGGCUCUUCAGCAGCACUAGCGACAUCUUUCUUCGACCACAUCCCAUUUGCCGCGCUCGUUCUCGUUGAACCGACAACGUGGCCGGAAGAAUUUACAGAUCCGGAACAUCAAUCACCUAUGGUCGCCGUUGCGGCGGAGGCUAUCUCUCAACGGCGUGAUCACUGGAAGUCUCGGGAAGACGCGAAGAGGUACCUCGCUAAACGUUUCCCGUGGAAUAUAUGGGAUUCGCGUAUCCUUGGUAUUUAUGAACAUGGCUUGCGACUCGAUACAUCGACCGGGGGCGUGACGCUCAAAUGUCCUCCAAGACACGAGGCGUAUCCGUUCGUCCAUAUCCACGAGGCUGUCUUCCCCAUUACGGAGCUGGAGAGGGUGAAGGGAAAGUUGGCUGUGCACUUGGUGUACGGAGAGCGAGAGGAGAUGAUCUCGCGAGAGAAACAAGAAGCUCUGCGGAAAGUAUGCCCGAUUGCAUCUGUGACGAAAAUACCUGAUGUUGGACAUUUGGUGGUUGAAGAAGCUCCGGAUUUACUAGGUGAUGCCAUAUGGAAUAUCUUGCGCAGUACCGACUCUCCAGCGAAGCUGUAAAAAGUUUGUUUUGUCUUGUAGUAUAGACUGUGCGUGUUCUGCUAUGCGUCCGACUGAUACGGCGCCGACCUUCGCGACCUUGCUACUCCAUGACUUUGGUGGCAUGCUCUGCUCACAUGUGCAGCUCGAGGAU